UCUUUUCUUUUGAUUCCUGGCAGGAGAGCUCACUUCGCGGACCAACUGGAAUCAAAGUCACAGUUCACACCCGGUGUGAAAAUGUGAGGUCAAGACUCUCUCUCUCUCUCUCUCGCCCGGCAAGUUUUUGGGCAAGUUUUUCGAGAUCAACCAAAACCUCCCACUCCAAGUUGAAAACUCCUCCGUGAACCGGUAGUUAGACGGAGCACGGCACCCGGAAACACUGAAGCGAUCCCUGAUUUCGGCGUUUGUUCUGCUCAGGGGGGCGAAGGGUCUGCCAGUUUGAAGGAAAGCGCAGAUUUAACAGGUAAACUGGUUCAGUUAUUGGUUCUUGACGUCAGUCUUUGCUCUGCUGACAAAUUAUAUCAUCACUUUGACGAAGACCGCAAUUGUUUGUAACGUGUGUGUUAAUUUAAUGUCCUGCAAAUUUUAAUAAAGCAAAAUGUGCCAUCAACAGUUUUUCCUUUAACAUCACAAUAAUUGACACUUAAGUUUAAUCUUUAACUUUCUGAGUUUUAACUAGCCUGCUGACUGCCUGUAAACCACCUGACCGCGCGCCCUGACUCAGCGGUACACAAAAUCUCGUUGGGAUAUGCCACAAUUUUUAUGUCUUUGCCUAUCAUAUGAUCAAAUCAAAAUAGAAAUUGACUUAAUUAAAUAAGGUUAAACGCACAGUCAGUGGGGAGAAUUCGGCAUACAUAGGAGACACACACGUUCAUUCUACGUUACGAAAUGUUGCGAAACGACCCCAGGUGCGUCCCGAUGCGUGUGAUAGACAAUGCUGCCUGAGCUAGUAACUUAAAGUAAUCUUAGGGACAUUUUAAAAUGUGCGCAUUGUCAGAACCUUUGGUUACAGUUUCAGGAAUGUAUCAUUCUGUUUCGGAAAAUGCCGAAUAAAGCUGACACAUUGCUUUCCAUAGCACUGGACCACAUCACUUAAAAACCGCUGAAAAAGACUAGAUUAUUCCAGACAGCCAAAAAAGCCUUAGUAUUCAAGGUUUCAUGUUUCUCAUUUCAUUUAUAGAUUAUUUUCAUAAAAAUGGUUUAAUGGGCCUGAUAUAAAGAGGGGGGCAGGUUCUCCCUUGAAUCCCUAUAAGCCACUUAAGGUGCCGCCCCAAAAUCCAAAAUUUCCAGUGGCUACUUGUCUUGUUAGAGGCGGUAUUGGUAGGUACAUCUCCUUUGUGGGUAGUGAUUCAAUAUGCUGUGGGUAUCUUUCCCUGCAGCUUAUUUUAUAUUGUCAGCAUAACUACACUUCAGGCCAAAAGUUUGGAAGCAAGAUCAGAUUUGUGCAAAAAAAAAAAAUCGUAGUUUCAUUAAUAUGCUUCGCAACGCAAUAAAUAUGACUAUUGUGUACAGAGUAACUUAUCAGAAGACAUUUUGACUAUAAUUAUUAGGUAUUUGAGUUAUUGUUGCUUAGACUUUGCUUUCUUUAAAGGAACCUCAACAGCUUGGCAUAUACCAGGCAUUCGUUCCACAAGUUUUUAAGGUAUGUUCCAGGGAUUGCAUUCCAAGCUUUCUUAAGUUCAUUAAAAAGAGACUGCUGAUUCGUGGGACGCGCCUUUCAGACCGAUCGAUCCAAUUCAUCCCGCACAAGCUCUAUUGGAGAAAGGUCUGGAGACUGAGGGGGCCAAUCCAUCUUUUGAAGAACACCUUCCUCUUUUUUUUUUGUCUCGGUAACCCCGACAGAGCUUGGCAGAAUGAUUAGGGUCAUUGUCUUGCUGCAAAACAAACUUAUGACCCACAAGUCUGAGUCCAGAUGGAACAGCAUGGUGCUGGUGGAUGGAGUGGUACUGUUCCUUCUUCAUGAUACUCUUUACUUCAAACAAAUCUCCUACUCCAUCACCUGCAAAACAUCCCCAUACCAUGGAACUACUACCUCCUUGCUUAAUUGUGGGUGUAACACAUGGUGCUUUCAGACGUUCACCAGUUUGUCUGCGGACAUAGACUCUGCGUUUUGAACCAAACAGUGCAAACUUGUUUCUAGUCAUCAUAAGUCAAAUUUUUGUGAGCUUUUGCCCACUCAUAUCUCUUUUUCUUGUUCUGUGGAUGAAGUAGUGUUUUUUUUUGCAGGUACACAACCCUUCAGACCAGCCUUUCUCAAACGUCAUUUCACGGUUGUCAGAGAUAUGGGUUUCGACCUUGUCAUGUUGAUUUCCUCCCUUAUUCUUGGUGCUGUCUUUUGCCGAUCUCUCUUACUGGUGACAAUAUGUACAUACAAUUUCUCUUUCUGUGUAUCCCUCUUUCCUCAAUGUACAAAUCUGUUCUUUUGUUUCUUUACUCAGUUGCUUCUUUCUAGCCCUUUCUGCGGUAUUUUGAAUGCAGUUGAGAUUUAUUAGGAUUUUUGUAUGCAGGCUCUCAAAAGCCAAAAAGUUGAAGUGAAUAAUCCUACUGUGAUUUGUUUUUUUGCUUUUGCACUGAAGUUGUGACUCUUGCAAGUGUUUUCGACCCUGCAACUAAGCCCUUAUUUUCUUUUGCUGACAUAUAUUUAGCAAUGGUCUGUUAACAUCAAUGUAUAUCUAAAGGUAAAUUGAGUAAAACGGUGCAUUUCCAUGAAAGCAACAUCUGAUCAUGGAGUAAAUACAUCCCAAAAUACAUAAAAUUCAUGCUGGAUUAAAAAAAAAGCAUUGUGAACAAAAACUUGAAGUUACUCCCAUUUGUUCGGCCAGUAAUGGCCUUGCUUCCAAACUUUUGGCCUGUAGUGUAUGUUCACUGAUCAUGAAACCAAAAGAUUCAGAGCUCCCUCUUCUGUCUGGCUGCAGUAUAGGCCAUAGACCCCUAAUUGCAACAUAACUGAUGGAUCAGAAGCCAAACUAUUAAAUCAAAACAUGUCAAAUUUAUGUCCAGCUGUCCAUUUUUCUAAGAAGUUUGGUUUAAAGAUGAACCUGUAUUGUUCAUUAAGAGAUAAAUGAUGUUGUGUUAAUUAUGUUUCCAAAUGUUUCAGGUUGAAAGAUGGACACUCAAAGUCAGGUCGUGGACAGGCUGAGGUCAGUGUUUUGUUCAGGCGUCACGAUACCAGAGGAGUUUCGUCGAGCUCAGCUGAACGCGCUGAUGUGCAUGAUCAAAGAAAAUGAGGAACUGAUUCUGAACGCUCUGCACAAAGACCUCGCAAAGGUACAACACUGUGCUCGUAUUACACACACACACACACCCAAUCAUUACUCAGCAAGCUGUGUUAGCAUCAGCUUGGUCAGCACUGUCUGGAUAUGUUUUGAACUGUCUGAUAACCAAAGUUACUAAUGUCUUGUCUUAAGUACACGGAUAUAGAAAUUCAGCUCAUCUAAAUAAUACUCUUCUCAUGUGUUUUAAACUGAUUUCAAUAAUAUAAAGAAUGACAAAGUUAAGAAAUGAUUAGUUUUUCUUCGUCCCUCAAAAUUUGGUUUUGUGGUACAUCAAGAAUCUUUUCAGCGAACCUUUGUAAUGGGAAAAAAGCUGAGUAUGUUUUAACCUUUAACACUAAAAACUCACAACUAAUCAAGUUUUUUUUGGCAUGUCUUGUAAAAAUGUCUGGGCUUGGUUUAUGCUGUGUUUAGCUGACAAAUCCAGAAAGAAAUGUCUUACUUCAAGAUGUUACAAGGCAAAAACAAGAACUGCAAUGUAGUGCAAUCUCACAACUACUGAAAUAUCCCAAAUAUGACAUUUUAACUGAAUGCCUUUUUGUAGGAUAAUUCCAUCUUUACAUUCGCACAAGCUUUUUGUUAAGCUAUUUUCUUUUUACCAGCUGUGAUAUUGAAGGCUUUUAUUUUAUGCUCAUAUCUAAAAACAAAUUUCAAAUCUAGAAUACAAAUUGCAAUGCAGGUCAAUCUUUGAAUUAAAGAGUGAUAUUCCUGAGACUCAAACUCUAUGCUCUCUAGAAAUCCCUUGACUUUGAAUGCUGCAUUAUACUUGUGGCCAAAAAAUCAAAACCCUACCUCAUACCACUUUUUUAUACUGCUAAAGUAGCAUGAAAUAGCAGGAAAACAACAUAUAAAUCCUCAUAGGAUAAAGAUAAAUAGACAUUGAAAUGAAUCAUGACUCGUGCUUUCAUGCAGUUUGAGGAAGUUUUAAGAAGCAGUUGAUGUCAGUAAAGCAGGCAGUAAGACAAGUUAGACUGCUGCAGUUUAUGGAUUGUAAUGUGAUAUAUGACAGGGCAUCAUUUGCAUAAGAGUUUGCAUAGGAGUUGAACUUAAUAGAAUGUGCAUGAGUUUAAAAAAAUUGUUGAUCAACACCACCACCCCUAUCUUGUCACAAACUUACCUCAUCUAUUGCUGACAAAACCGCUGCCUCCAACUGUGCCUCCGACACGUCCUUUCUGCCCGCACUGGUGUUGAGCACAGAACCUUCUAACCAACAUUUCUGAGCAUCUCAGAACUGCUGAAAUCUCGGCAUGUGUUUUGCCUUUUUACGAAAAAAAAAAAAACUGUACCACAGACUCAGAAUAUUCUUCCAGUCCCGCCAUGACACUAACUGCUUUUACUUUAUGGGCAUCAUGCAACUUGUGCCAGUCGGAAAUGAAACAGUUGGAAAAACUUGGUGGUUAUCCAAUUUUCCAUUUUGUGUUUGAACACAAAAUAGGGAAUUGGCAAAAUGUUCUCAUGAUCCUCUUUCUCCAAUUAUAUUUUGGAAACGGAUAUCAAAAAUAAGGUUUUUUUUUUCUUUGUUGUUUAAUUUUUGGUUUUGUUUUCAAGUUUGUCUCCUAGAGUUCAAUAAGGACUAAACUUUUUUGUUCUCCUUGCAUGUCAGCCAAAAUUUGAGGCCUCCCUGUCUGAAAUCGACAUUGUGAUCAAUGAUCUUCACUACACCAUCAACAACUUCUCAAAAUGGAUGAAGCCGGAGUAUGCUGGUAAAAACUUGGUAUGUUUGACAUGACUGACAUUUAUACCAGAUGUUUAAUGUCAAAUGCAUCAUUACAAUGAUUUAACAGUUUGCUUUUAGAUCUAUUCAUUACUGAGUUUGUGUUUUAUAGAGUCGAAAGUGUCCAUUUUAAUAAGACUGUAAGGAUGAUUAUACUUUUCUGAACAAAAAACAGAGGUCUGAUUUCAUACAACUGUUUCCCCAGGCUGAGAAUACCUCUCUUAACGUAAAUCAAACUAUGUUUUUACUGAGUUUAUUUCUCCUGUGUAUCUUUAGGCAACAAGGCUGGACACCUGUUUUGUACGGAGGGAACCGUUAGGGGUGGUGUUGAUCAUUGGGCCAUGGAACUACCCUCUGCAGAUCCUUCUUUUACCUUUGGUUGGCGCCAUUGCUGCAGGUAUCAUCCACAUACUUACAACAUGAUGGUAAAGUUACACCUGCGUUUUCUCACUAUGAUAAACUGUUAACCAGGUGGAGAAAUGAAUAGGUUAAUUUGAAAAAGAACUCUAAGGAAAUAAAUUUCAACCGUACUCUCCCUGUAGCUUUAAGCCUCUUUUCUUUCUAAAGAUCAGCUCUUGUUGAGUUCUGAUUGACCCCAAAUACUCUCUGUGCUGCCAAUAACCAGAGAUAAAAAGCAAAAUCUAACACUGGAAAGGGAUUGAAUUUAUGAUUGAUUAAAGUGAGUGUAGAGGGUCAAAGAACUCAGUAGGUGUCACACUCAUUAAAAACUUGUGAAAGUGUUCAAAGUUAACUUCUUUAGAGUCCUUCCUGACUGAUCUGUGCUUGUGUUUUUAACAAGGAAACUGUGCAGUCAUCAAACCCUCAGAGGUCAGCGCUGCCACAGAGAGCCUGAUUGCUGAGCUCAUCCCAAAAUAUUUGUCUCAGGUAAAGAACAGAAUUUCUUUAAAGUAAAUCCCAAACAUCAGUUAUUCAUUUUUAGAUUUAAAAGUGGAGUCUGAACGUAUGGUGUACAACUCUUGAUGGUACUAUGGGACUCUUGCUUUUGCAGGACUGUUACGCAGUUGUUCGUGGAGGAGCAGAGGAGACUCAGGCACUUUUGAAAAACCGCUUUGACCACAUCUUCUACACAGGUGAGUGAUCAGGCAGCUGCAUGUCACAGAGUUUUUCACUGACACAAACAUAAAUCAAGGCUCAGGUUAAUGUACUAGAAUUCCCUUUUAAAUCCAGUCAGUUUCCUUCAGUGUUUAGGACUCAAGUUCACAGCUAACUCUAAAAAAUCGACCUUGUAGUAGAGAAAUCCUUAAAUUUUUGGAGCUCAAACAACUCUAAGAUAAACAGAAGAAAUGUGAGAUUAUUUUUCACAUAUUUAGUUGAUUAGCGGCAUUUAAAGAUGCUAAAACUGGUCAUUGUUCCUGAUCCUCAGGUUCUCAGACUGUGGCGCGCUGCAUCCUUCAAGCAGCUGCUGUCCACUUAACCCCGGUGACAUUAGAGUUGGGUGGAAAGAGCCCCUGCUUGAUCUACGGUGACGUUGACAUUAUAGCUGCAGCUCGCCGUUUGAUCUGGUCAAAGUUCUUUAACGCCGGUCAGAGCUGUGUUGCUCCAGAUUACGUCCUCUGCACCGAAGCAACCCGAGACGCUCUGCUGCCCGAACUCCGCCAGGCUGUAGAGGAUUUCUACGGCAAGGAGCCUCAGACUUGUCCAGACCUGUGCCGCAUUGUGUCCCCCCGACACUGGACUCGAGUGAUGGAAAUGCUGAAGAAGACCAGCGGGAAGGUCGUCUUGGGAGGAGAGAGCAAUGAGGAGGAUAAAUACAUAGGUGAGUGAAGAGGCAGGAGAGUCUAGACAAAGUCACGUGUGUAUGGUGAAGCUGAAAAUUGUGAAAUGAUUGAGGUUUAAGUCCUAAUUAUCUUGAGAAAGAGAUGUCUUCAUUGAACCAACAUGUUCUUACAAGACAUAUUAAAGCUGUUUUUAUUUUAACUGUAGAACAAAAUAUAAAAUGUUCUUAGAAAAUAAUCUUUGUGGAUUUAACUUUGGCUGUUAAAAAAAACCCUGCUUGUAAAAAUGUUAUGUAAAAUGUCAGUACAAACAGAAUCUGAUGGUUUCUACAUCAUUUUGAUUGUCUUAUAAAAACUAAGUUCUUAUUUUGAAUUCCAUGCCAGCAGCAUCUCUCAGAGCAGUUUCAUCUGGGACCAAAAUACUGAAAACGUUGUGUAAUGCUGAAAAACAGGGACAGAAAAGACAUUUCAUAGGGGCUGGGUGUCUCAGAAGGAAAGAUGUAAAGAGGUUCACCACUCAGUGAGAGACUGUGUGAGGAAGUAGGUCAACAAUUUCAGAAUAAUGUUUCAGAGUGUAAAGUUGCAAAGAAUUUGAUGACGUCAUCAUCUAUAAUUCAUAAUUUCAUUAAAAGGAUCAGAAUCAGGGGAAAAUUCUGUACUUAAGUGACAAGCCAUGAGCUGACGAUGAAUGGCUGUGGAACUGCUUUAAAAACAGACAUGACUCUGUUCUGGAAAUCAUCACAUGGGCUCAAAAUCACUUCCAAAAACCACUGUAGAAGAAACCAUGUAUGAUUGUGAGACAGAAAAACUGCAAAACUGUGCUGUGCUCUUAAGAAUCCAAAAUGUAUCAUUCUUUUUGGAAAUCAUGGCUGCCACAUUCUCAACUAUGAAGAGAUUAGAACCCACUCAGCUUGUUAUCAGCUCUCAGUUCAAAGCCAGCAUCCCUGAUGGUUUGGGGAUCAUUAGUUACCAUAGCAUGGGUAGCUUACACAUCUGCGAAGGCUCCUUUAAUGCUGAACACCUUUUUCAGGGAAGACCUUCAUAUUUCAACUAGACAAUGGCGAACAACAUUCACAACAGCUUGGUUAUGUAGUAGAAGAGUCCUGCUGCUAAACCGACCUGCAGUCCAGAUGUGUCACCCAUGAAAAGCAUGGGCCAAAUGUAUUGUUAAGGUUGUGUGUCUUCUCAGCUCCCACAGUGGUGGUGGAUGUGGCUGAAGACGACGCUCUGAUGGAGGAGGAGAUUUUUGGCCCCAUCCUGCCCAUCCUGACCAUAGAGUCUCUGCAGGAAGGCAUCGAUCUUAUCAACCGCAAAGAGCGGCCACUGGCUCUCUACGUGUUCUCUGACGAAUCCUCUGUAAGAACACAAACCUCUGACCCCCUGAACAUCACACAUGUACACAUACUGUCUUUUUGUUUAGCAUCACACUGCUUUUUUGUUGACAGAUUGUGAACACGGUGCUGGAAAAUACUAAGAGUGGAGGAUUCUGCUCUAACGAUGGGAUCGUCCACAUGACCCUGCCCACGCUGCCCUUUGGAGGUAUAGGUAGGUAAAGACCUGAAAAAACAAUCUUGUAAGUGUAAGUUGAAUGACUCUACUGAUUGCUCUCUUUGAUCUUACUUGUGUGAAAGCUUUUUUCCCUUAUUUUCUAUGCAUUGCUACUCUUUUUUUCUAUCCACGGGCACAGUGUUAAGAGUUUCAUAUAAAUCUGUUCAUUUAAAAUCAAUCUUCCAGGGGCCAGCGGUUGGGGAAAUUACCACGGACGCUGGAGCUUUGAGACAUUCAGCCACCAGCGGGCAUGCAUGCUGCGCGGCUGGGCUCUGGAGAGACUGAAUACCCUGCGUUACCCUCCCUACUCAGACGACAAGCUGGGCUGGCUGCGCUGGACCACCUCACCCAAGAGCAGCUGCUCCAUCAUGUAAAGACAGCUGUGUGUGUGUGUGUGUGUGUGUGUGUGUGUGUGUGUGUGUGAGGAACUAUACCGUGUGCAUGGGCUCAAAUGUUAUAUUGUAAAAUAGGGUUAAUCCCUCUUUUUUUAAGCUGUGUGUCAUGCUUGUUUCACUCAUCGGGGGGCUAUGACAGUGUUCUCUGUGCUUUUGCUCUCUUUCAUUCGUUCAGAUUGACAUCUUCUGUAUUUAUCUUAGUAUCUGUUAUUAUAGUUUUGCAUUAUCUGUGGUGUUUUAGCAGCUAUUUCCUCGUUAUUUUUCCUAGCUGUGGAUUUUUUCCCCCUUUUUAGUGGGUUCUUUUAUGGCAUUUUCCUCACUUUAAGAUGCAAUCUUUUUACACAACCUGUUAGAGAGACCAGUUUGUUAUUUUAUCAACACGUGUAACCUAAGAUAACUUAAAUAAUAGGGUACCACUGUCUGCUUCAUUUUAUCCUGGUGCACAGAAAUUGAAACAGCCAUUAUAAAUCUCUUGUCAUUUUUCCUCGUGCUAUGAGGUUUGGUGUUUCUUGUCUGUUUUUUAAUACUUUUUUCAUAAAUUUAUGUAAAUAAAUGUAAUUUGAACUAAUAAAAGAUAUUUUUACUCUUAAA
This is a messenger RNA of Xyrichtys novacula (pearly razorfish), 9100 nucleotides long. Lineage: Eukaryota; Metazoa; Chordata; Actinopteri; Labriformes; Labridae. The record is from the annotation of a GenBank genome assembly.